Molecule: messenger RNA, 426 nt
Organism: Benincasa hispida (wax gourd)
Lineage: Eukaryota; Viridiplantae; Streptophyta; Magnoliopsida; Cucurbitales; Cucurbitaceae
Source: RefSeq, a predicted model, not a curated record
AUGGGCGACUUCUCGGUUUAUGAGAAAACAUAUGAAGUCUGUCUAAACAAUUUAGAGAAGAUACUAAGGAGAUGUGAAGAGACAAAUCUUAUGCUAAACUGGGAGAAGUGGCACUUCAUCGUGAAUGAAGGUAUUGUGCUCAGGCACAAAGUUUCCAAGGAAGGGCUGGAGGUGGAUAAGGCGAAGAAUGAGGCCAUUGAAAAGCUUCUACCACCAGCAAAUGUGAGGGUUGUCAAGAGUUUCCUGGGACAUGCCAGAUUUUAUCGACAUUUUGUGAAGGACUUUCCAAAGAUUGCUCGACCAUUGAGUGCAUUGCUGGAGGCCGAGAGAAUGUUUAACUUUGAUGAACAAUGCCUUAAUGCAUUCAAGAUACUGAAGAAUGCAUUAAUUACCGCACCUGUAUUGAUCGCACCUGAUUGGACAUAG